UGGCUAGCUAGCUGGUCAUUAUCGUCUGAUGUUUGUUUUCUGUGCAUGUAACUUACUGUUAAUUUAUCGUUAAACACUCAUUUUAAAGAGAAAACUUUAGCAAUUCAUAUGCAUUUUCUGAUCAAGCAGGCCAACGGGUAAUCUGAGGCUGGCUGAGUGCACCCACCUGCUGCUGCCAUAUUCCUCUCACUGAUGUUGGGUGCUGAGACUGCCUGGAGAGCAACAUGAAGGAUACUUUCAUAGUUUAUCAACCAUGAAUCAAGUCUGAGGAAGAAAAAUAUCCCUGCCCUUGAACAGGACAACCGGUGCAGUGUGACUUCCCUGUUUCAUAGUUCAAGAGCUGCUUUAUUAUGAACCAUGGACCAGGGCACAGUUGACAGCCCCGUUACUCUUGUCAUUAAGGCACCCAACCAGAAGUAUGAUGACCAGACCAUCAAUUGUUUUUUGAAUUGGACAGUAGAAAAGUUGAAAAAACACAUAUCCAAAGUGUAUCCUAGCAAGCCGUUAUCCAAGGAUCAGAGACUUGUCUAUUCUGGACGGCUUCUUCAGGAUCACUUGCAAUUGAGGGAUGUGCUAAGAAAGCAAGAUGAAUACCACAUGGUCCACCUGGUGUGUGCGUCACAAAGCCCCCCGUCAUCCCCCACUUCCAGUAGCCCUGUUAGCACCAACGAUUCCAGCUCUUCAAUGUCAGACAGUACAGGUCCAUCCUCCUCAUCUUCUACCCCAAGUCAAGAAACUCCAGCCAACUCUGAUGGUCUGCGGCACCGGGGGAACCCAACACAAACACAUGGCCUCAAUCCUGCCCCUACUGGUGUGAUGCAGAGGCCUGAAGGAAUGCCUCUUCCCAUGCAAGGUGGUCCCGCUGCUGGCUUCCCCGCCCACCCUAUGUACAUGCCGAUGCAAAUGUUUUGGUGGCAGCAGAUGUAUGCCCGCCAUUAUUACAUGCAGUAUCAUGCAGCUAUGGCAGCCUCCCGGGCGUCCAACGUGGCCCCGUUUCCCGCUCCCAGUGCUGGCCCCACCACUCAGCCAGCUCGACCUAACGAACCUGCAGCCCCUAUGGGGCCCAACCCCGCCCCCGAGGACCGUCCUGCCAACCCCAACAUCCAGAUGAAUGCUCAGGGAGGAGCCAUGUUGAACGACGAUGAGCUCAACCGAGACUGGCUGGACUGGAUGUACACCGUGUCACGUGCUGCCAUUCUGCUCAGCAUCGUCUAUUUCUAUUCCUCUUUUGGCCGCUUUGUCGUGGUGAUCGGUGCCAUGCUGCUGGUUUAUCUGCACCAGGCUGGCUGGUUUCCCUUUAGAGCAGAACUACAGAAUCCAAGAGCUGGAGAAGACCCGCAAGACGAGGCUGAGCAAAAUCAGGAUAUGCAAGAGAUGGAGCGUAUGAUGGAUGAGGGAAUGGAGGAUGACGAGGGGGACAGCGGGGAGGAAGGUCCUGAAGAUCCCCUGAACGCAGACCCGCAUCAGCCGGGCUUCCUGUCGGCCGCUUGGUCGUUCAUCAGCACUUUCUUCACCUCCCUCAUCCCUGAGGGACCUCAACAAGCUGCCAACUGAACUCGGAUGUCUCCGCAUUGUUUGUGGACUGUGGAGAGAAGAAAUCGACGAUAGACAUAAAAAAAUAGUAAUAAAACACAAAAACAAGUACAACAUGGUCUGCCAAGUCCUGGCAAGUCUGUAAUGCUGCUUCAAUGGUGUUCAAUUUUACCCCAUGCCAUUGCCUAACGCUUUUCUUCCCGCCUUUGUCAACAAGUCGGGAUGAGGUUUCAUGGAUGUGCUGUCCAUGUCGUUAUGAAAGACUUUUUUCUCAAGACUGGUUGAUAAACACAUAAGACCAUAAGACUUAGUGAAUCAUGCAGUUACUUUAGUGCAUAACUAUUUUUCUCCUCCUUGUGUGUAAAUAAAUAGUAAAUAUUUACAGAUAUGAAUAUAUGCAUCUCAUUGAAAUAAGGUGUGUUUUUGAAUAAAAUCAGGUUUUGGUUUCUUAUCCUA
Messenger RNA from Onychostoma macrolepis, 1989 nucleotides. RefSeq names its product HERPUD family member 2 (gene herpud2). Gene Ontology annotation, molecular function: protein binding. The transcript is spliced from 9 exons. The coding region runs from base 358 to 1554 and encodes 398 amino acids. The record is from RefSeq and is a predicted model, not a curated record. Gene Ontology annotation, biological process: endoplasmic reticulum unfolded protein response. Lineage: Eukaryota; Metazoa; Chordata; Actinopteri; Cypriniformes; Cyprinidae.